GUGGUUUUUAUUCUCCUUGCUAGCGGUAGCACUGGGAGGAAAAAACUGCGAUCCUGGCGUUUUAAGGAUAAUUUUCCAGAUUGAUUAGCUACAGUACAUACGUACUGUAACGACUUGGCGCGAACAAGGACUGCUGGAGGAGACGAAAAUGAUGCAUCAGCAAUCCAUGAUGGUUGGAGAUAUGAUACCCGUACAUUCUGAAAUACCCGUGCAUACUGAAGAGAUGAAUAACGUUGGGUACGACAACAGUAAUUCAUACGCUUAUGAUGACCUGUUCCCGGCUUUGCCGCAUUCGCAGCCACCUGUGCAGCGCAACAUUCAACAAGUCACUAAUAAAUUGCGUGUCGGCUCUUCGCUUCAUACUCAGGUUUUCCAUGUGCCAUACGAAGAAAGAAAAUUGGACAAUGCUAACACUUUUGGAGAGGGUGAAUCUUUGAGAACUUGUCAAUCGAUCACCAAGGACACCGGAGCCCAUAUUGAGAUAUCUACAAGCAAGGAUGGCAGCUUAACUUUUCUGAUAACUGGAAAACAUAGCUCCGUUCUUGACGCGAGACGACUUAUAUUAACCCAUUUUCAGCAACAGGCAAGCAAGCAAAUAACAAUCCCUAAGGAACACCACCGUUGGAUAUUAGGCAAGCAAGGGCAAAAAUUAAAAGAGCUUGAGAAGGUUACUGCUACUAAGAUCAGUGUACCUGGUAUAGCUGACAACAAUGAGACUGUUACAAUUACUGGUACGAAAGAAGGAAUUGAAAAAGCUGAACAUGAAAUACGUGUUUGCUCUGAGGAACAGUCGCGUAAAGCUCUUGAGCGUGUAACUGUACCGAAGAUUUAUCAUCCAUUCAUCCACGGUCCAUUCGGUGAACGCUCUGCUGCGCUUAGUGCGGAGACCGGAGCUCGUAUUCAUAUUCCGCCAGCGUCGACUCAAAGCGAUGAAAUCGUUAUUGCGGGAGAGAAGAAUGGAGUCUUAGCAGCUAAAGCGCAAAUAGAGCAAAUUUAUGAAGAAAUGGCGAAAAAAUGCUCAACUGUCCGCGUCGAAGUGCCUAAGUCUCAACAUAAAUACGUAAUUGGUGCUCGGGGAAAUACGAUUCAAGAAAUUUUGAAAGAGACUGGAGUGUCCGUUGAAAUGCCGCCGCCUGAUUCUCCGACUGGCACAAUUACUCUUCAUGGACCGCAUAAUAAAAUUGGUCUUGCCCUAUCGAAGGUAUGCGAGAAAGCUAACUCUGUCAAAACUGCUACUGUUGACGCUCCAACAUGGAUCCAUAAAUAUAUUAUUGGAAAGAAUGGGUCUAACAUCAAAAAGAUUACUCAAGACUUUUCAAAGGUACAUGUUGACAUAACGCAUUCCGAGGAUAAGGUUAAAAUAGAUGGGCCACCAGAAGAGGUAGAACGUGCUCAAGUUGAACUGGAUGACUUUGUUAAGAAUCUGCUUGCAACACUUACAUAUGUCGAACUCUCUGUUGAUCCUAAAUUCUUUAAACAUAUUAUUGGCAAAAAUGGAUCAAAUAUUAACCGACUGAAAGACGAGACUGGUGUAGUAAUCAAUAUUAUUGAAAACGAAGGAAACAACGUAAUCCGUAUCGAAGGUAGUCAUCAAGGCGUAGCUGAUGCAGAGAGAGAAUUAAGAGAGAUGGUAAUGAAACUAGAGAAUGAGAGAUCCAAAGAAGUUUUCGUUGAUCAUAGAUACAUUAAAUCAUUAAUAGGAGUUAGAGGGGACAAAAUAAAAGAAAUUCGUGAAAAGUUUGAUCGUGUACUCAUAUCACUGCCAGACCAAGGUCAAAAAAGAAGUCCCAUCAAAUUAAGAGGUCCCCAAGAAGACAUUGAAAAAUGUGAAAAAUAUCUUCACAAAUUAAUGAAAGAGAUUGCCGAAUCAUCCUAUGUCCAGGAAGUGCCUAUUUUUAAACAAUUUCAUAAAUUUAUUAUUGGUAAAGGUGGUUCUAAUUUAAGAAAGAUUCGAGAUGAAACUUCAACAGCAAUCGAUCUUCCAGCAGAAGGAGAUGAUAGUGAUGUUAUUACCGUAAGAGGUAAACGGGAAAAUGUAGAGGAAGCCGUUAAAAGAAUACAGCAAAUCCACAACGAAAAAGCGAAUAUUGUAACCGACGAAGUUACGAUUGCGCCUAAGUUCUAUAAUUCUUUAAUUGGUGCAGGUGGGAAACUCAUUCAUUCCAUUAUGGAGGAGUGUGGCGGUGUACUUAUUAAGUUUCCGCCUGCCGAUAGUGAUAGUGAUAAGGUAAUGAUUAGAGGCCCUAUAGAAGAUGUAGAAAAGGCUAAGCAACAACUGUUGGCGCACGCAAGCGAACGUGAACUCACUUCGCACACAGCACAUGUUCGCGCUAAACCGGAGCAUCAUAAGUUCCUGAUUGGAAAAAGCGGUGCAAAUAUUAAAAAGAUUCGUGAGCAGACUGGAGCUCGAAUUGUUUUUCCGACAGAAAAAGAUGAAGACAAGGAAGCCAUUUUCAUUAUUGGACGCGAAGAGCAAGUUGAAGCAGCGCGUAAACAACUUGAAACUGCCGUGGCUGAAAUUAGCAACGUAUCGGAAGGCGAAAUGUCCGUAGAUCCUCGCCACCACCGGCACUUCGUAGCGCGACGAGGGGAAGUACUGCGACGCAUAGCAGACGACUGCGGCGGCGUGCAGAUAUCCUUCCCGCGCCAAGGCGUCAGCAGCGAUCGUGUCGUACUUAAGGGACCCAAGGAAUGCAUUGAGGCGGCGAAGAACCGAAUCAAUGAAAUAAUCGAAGAUUUAGAAGCCAAGGUUACAAUUGAAUGUGUUAUUCCUCAAAGGCAUCACCGCACAGUAAUGGGUGCUCGAGGUGCCAAGGUUAAAGACAUCACAGCAGAAUUCGAUGUGCAAAUUAAGUUUCCAGAGCGCGAUCCUACAGAAGGUGCUGAUAUACCUGUUAAAAAUGAUGAAAGUUCAGAACCAAGCUUUAAUGACAUUAUCAGAAUAAUGGGCCGCCCUGAAAAUUGUGAAGCUGCUAAGAAAGCCUUGCUUGAGCAGGUACCAGUAACAAUUGAUGUUGAAGUACCAAAUGACUUACAUAGACUACUUGCUGGUCAAAAGAGAAGAGAACUGAUGCAAACCUAUGAUGUUCAUAUUUUGAUGCCUUCUAAUGAAGAAAUCAGCGACAUUGUAAAGGUGACUGGAACACCAACUAAUGUUGAAAAAGCAAAAUUCGCACUUGCUGACAAAAUAAUUGAAAUGGAGAAAGAAAAAGAAGAUAGGCUUUUGAGGUCUUAUGAAUUGAAAUUCAAAGUUGAUCCUGAAUAUCAUCCUUUGGUCAUUGGCAAAGGAGGUUCAGUGAUUACUAAAAUUCGCACUGAUUAUGGAGUACAAAUCAACUUGCCAAAACGAGGGGAACCAGAUGAUGACAUUAUCACUGUUCAGGGUUAUGAAGAUAAGGCAAUUCAAGCCAAAGAAGCCAUCAUGGCCAUUGUGCACCAACUUGAUAAUCAAUAUCGGGAUGAAGUAGACAUCGAUCCUCGAGUUCACAGAAGGCUUAUCGGCCUCCGCGGCAAGAACAUCCGACGUAUAAUGGACGAGUACAAAGUUGAUAUUAGAUUUCCAAAACAAGGUGAUGAUAGCAUUGUUGUGAUAACUGGCGAUGAAGACAAUGUUUUGGAUGCCAAGGACCAUCUCCUAAACCUUGCAGAAGAAUAUUUGCAAGAUGUAGCGGAUCGAUACCAGAGGCCAGCGGCACCGUCUCUGGGUGAUUUCGGAGACGUGCUGGCUGGUGAAACAGCUACUGCCGGCGGCGCCGGUGGUGCCGUUGUUUCUGGUGGCGCUCAGCAGGCAGCGACCCCCGGUUUCGUCGUGAAAGGGGGCCCGUGGGAGCAGCGCGCGCCGGACACCGCGUCCACGCACGAGUUCCCUACCAUGCCGGGCGCGCCGCGGGCCGCUGCGCCCAGCCCAGCGCCCACCGCCGCGUGGGGCCCGCGUCGCUAAGUCUUCCCUGUUCGACCACGUCCCCCGAAGUCACGUAUUCGUAAUCUAUAUAGAUUAACAAAAAGACAGCAAUUCGCUUCAAACGUCAAAAUAAAGCGAAAUUAUGAACGAACUAAAACAGUUUGUAAUUAUUGACUGAUUACUGUCGUGUACUCUUUUUUUAGACUAGACUCGUUAGAUACCGAGACUACGGGUGGGCUUGUGAUUAUACACAUUAUAGAUGUAUACUGUUUACAUAUACUAAAUCUCUUCAUAUUAUUGACAGAAUUAAUUUGUUUACUACUAAAUGCGUCAGGAACGGCAAGUAGUAAUUAUUAUUCAGUAGAUGACAAAGCGAUUAAAUAUUUCAUUCCUUCUCUCGAUUAAUAUAUAUAUAUAAUAAAAAUUCGUUAAUUUUCAAUUUAGAUUAAUAUUGCCGAAAUACGCCAUAUAUAUAUGCAUAAUAAAAAUCGUUAUUAUAUUAAUAAAAUAACAUUUUACAGAAAAUGCCAUUUUCUGAUUUGCAUAGAUUGUACUUUUGAUACAUAUGCAUAAUUAAUUUAAAUGUAAAGGACCGAUAUACGCGAUAAUAUUUUGUAAUAAAAAUAAUAUUGUUUAUCAAAAACAUUUCUAAGCAAAUAGGUUAUGAGUAAAGUUUGGAACCAAUUUUUUUGAAAACAGAAUUGAUAUAUUUUUAGAUUGUUUCUUUUAUAUGCUAACAUGGUAGAGUAACUUUCAAAUAACUCUUAUUAUUCAGUUUCGUAUACUGGCCGAUGUUCAAUUUUCUUUGGAUAGCAUAUUUGCAUAUCACAUUGUUAAUUACUUAGUUGGCGUAUUUGACUAUGAAUGAGAACCAAAUUAUCACUAUCAAUUUAUACAUGAUAAAGUAAUGGUAAUUUGCAUUGGAUUUGGAUUUCUUAUAAAAAUCGAAUGAUCAUAUCUAAAAUAGAACUGCAAGUGAAUUGUUAAUAACUAGUCAUAUAACUUAUCAGUAAGCAAAUCUAAAUUUUUGUAUGGGUUUUAAAAAAACAUUUAUUUGCAAAAUUCAUCUUGAAAUAUAAAAGGGGAAGAUAUGUCAAACUUUUAUAUGAACAGUCAAUAAAAAAUUCCAAUCUUUAAACAUAACAUAUUAUUUUUAAAAAUGUUAUAGUUGUACUUAUUGGUUAAAAUAAUAAUGAAAUAAUUUUACAUAAUAAUAGUUUUGUUUUUUUCUACAUUGUUUUGUAAGUGUUGCCUAAAGCAGUAAAUAAAUCAAAACUAAUUAAUAAGACGAGAAUGAAUAUUUUUACAAAGUAAUUUGUACAUAGUGAAUUGUGUUUGAAAUAUUAAUAAAGUCUUUUACAGUA
Nymphalis io (European peacock) is the source of this 5265-nucleotide messenger RNA. It is a transcript of the gene Dp1, whose product is annotated as vigilin. NCBI's taxonomy places the organism in Eukaryota, Metazoa, Arthropoda, Insecta, Lepidoptera, Nymphalidae. Gene Ontology annotation, cellular component: nucleus; cytoplasm. Bases 149 to 3940 code for a protein of 1263 amino acids. The record is from RefSeq and is a predicted model, not a curated record. The transcript is spliced from 17 exons. Gene Ontology annotation, molecular function: mRNA binding.